Ambispora leptoticha is the source of this 227-nucleotide messenger RNA. The record is from the annotation of a GenBank genome assembly. NCBI's taxonomy places the organism in Eukaryota, Fungi, Glomeromycota, Glomeromycetes, Archaeosporales, Ambisporaceae.
AACUAUUGAAGAUCAGCAAGAAACAAUAAUAGACUCAGUUGCAAGAAAUUGGCAAAAAGAACAACAAUAUGAUCAAUUGGUAAUAGAGAGAAAUAGACUUCGAGCAAAAUUAGAAGAUGCAGAAGAGGAGCUUCAUCAAGAAAGAGAAAGAAAAGUUUAUAAUGAGAGUAGAAGAAGAGAAGGGUUGGAAGAGGUAGCUGAAGAUAUGUUUGUUAAUGUAGAGGAAG